UCCUGCUGCGCCACGCCCCCCAGCCCGAGCCCGGCGCCACUCCGCACCCGACCCGGGCGUCCAGAGCGGCGGGGCUACAGAGGCUCGGGGCAGGCGCGUCCUUGGAGGCCAGCCGCCAGGCUGCCGCUCACCGCCCGCCUCUGUCGCAGAGCCCUGGAGGGCCGGGCCCGCCCCCAGUCUGAUCUGAGGCCAAUGGGAGCGCGGCCCGUGGGCGGAGCAGCCAAUGGAGGGCGCGCUCGGAGGGUGGCGGGCGGAACCCCGGGCCCGGCCCCGGCCGCACCUGCGUGCGCGCUCCCGGUGCGCCUGCUGGCGGGACGGUGGGUGCCCCUCCAGCUCCGGCAGAGCCCUCGCGGUUCCGAGUCCCGGUUGGGCCGCAGCGCCGCUCAGAGCCCACGCGGUCCGCCAGGGUGUUAGUGCCGCGGUUCUUUGCGCCCCCGGGACGCCGCCUUAGGGCACUUUUGGCGUCUCGGCACGACGGGACUCAUUGUUCCUUCUUUCGUGGGCGUCUCGCUCUGGGCGUGUGGACGGGUUGUCUGAAACCGCACCUUCUUCCCGUGACACGGCGAAUGUGGCAGGGACCGCGUCACUCCACUGGAAGCCGACCGUUCCCCAUCGGGAGCAUUUCCCACCCCGCGGUACCAACUGGCCGCUCCCGCUGCGGGCCCCGCGCUGCGCACGGUCUCCAGGACGCGGACGUCCACGGAGCGAACCUGCCCUGCGCUCGUGGAGCUUCCACGUCUCCGGGGGACCGACGGCGACAGAGAGAAGAACCAAGGACACCCACAGACCCCACAGCUACAUCACGCUCAACUGUGAGAAUCUGGGUGCUUUCCCAGAGUCGGGAACUAGAAGGACAUCCCCUCUGACCACCACUUCAGCAUCACACUGGGAGUCCUAGUGGAAGCAGUAAGCCAAGAAAAGGAGACAAAGGCAUACAGAUUGGGAAGGAAGAAACAAAAUUGUCUUUGGUCACAGAUGGCAAGGUUGUCCAAAAAAUUGACACAGAAACUCCCGAGCUGAUACAUAAUGUUGGCAAGAUUUCAGGAUACAAGGGGAAUGCACAAAAGUCAUUCUUGCUGUCCUAUCCGGGAGCAAACAGGAUUCAAGAUUAAAGAUAAAACACUAUUUACAUUAGCGCCAAAAAAGGAAAGAAAAAAAGAGAAAUACUUAGGUAGAAAUCUAACAAAAUAUGUCAGGAUCCAUCUAAGAAAAAUAAAACUCUGAUGCCAAAAUCAAAGAACCAAGUGAGUGGAGAGGAAUCCCAUGUUCAUGGAUGGGGAGACCAGAGAUUCAAACCGUCCCAAUCAAGAUCCCAGCAAGCUGUGCUGCGGCUCUCGACAGCCCGAUGCUGACGUGUGGAUGGAGAGGACACACGGGCUCAGAAUCACACGGACACUGAAGGGGAAGCACAAGUUGGGAGACUGGCGUUACCCGGCCUCAAGGCUCCCUGCAAGUGCGGUAGUCGGGACGGUGUGGCGUUGGUGAAAAGUAGACAGACGGGCCAGUGCACCAGAGAAACAGACCCAGUGAGUGCAGAGACUGACGUUCGACAGGAGCGAAGGCGGCACAGAGGAGCGAAGACGGCGUCUUCAGCAGAUGGUGCUGGGACACGUGCGAGAUGAGGAGUCGAGAGCCAGACCGCGCACCUUCACGGAAGCUGACCCAAAGUGCAUCACAGACCAAAAUGCUUUCAUCUUUCUGCACUUGGGGACCAUUAGACGUCUAGUCGAAAACCUGACCUUAGGUGGGCGUUCCUGGAGACCCUCUGGAACCUCUGGAGACCCUUGGCAAUACCGGGAGACAGAAGCAGCAGAGCCGCUGGACGAGCGGUCUCGUGGAGACGGCGUGUUGCCAGACGCCUGGAGUGGGCCCCAGGCCCAGGGAACCGACAGACGACGUCGGAAAGUCUCCCGUGUAACUCCACUCGCUCGUGCAGAAGGACACACACUUCCCAAGGCUGACCCCACGUCGAAGGCAGCUCUCACGCCAGGAGGUGCAUUUCCCCCGCUGGCCUGGCGGUGGCCUAAACACAGACAGACGUUCCCGGGGUUGGCAGAGCUCAGGAACAGGAGCGGCCCGUACGUCUAUCCCCGGGUGGGCACCUUCCCGGACCUCCUGUCCCAGAGCCACCGUCCACGGAGUUCCGGCCACAUCCUGGGCGCCCUGGGCUCCGGGUUUCCAGGAGGUGAACAGGCCUGGUCUCUCCACGUCCAUGACACGGGGGAGUAG
Molecule: messenger RNA, 2229 nt
Organism: Lutra lutra (Eurasian river otter)
Lineage: Eukaryota; Metazoa; Chordata; Mammalia; Carnivora; Mustelidae
Exons: 5
Coding region: 1597-2229 (210 amino acids)
Source: RefSeq, a predicted model, not a curated record